UUUGCUUGAACGAAAAUCGAAGUUCAUUUAUAUCCCGUGAAUUUAGAGAUGGGUUGUAACAAAUCCGUAAAUGUACUUAACAGUUACAGAUUUGCUAAUAUCCAUCUCUAAAUUCCAGUGUAACACCGGAACCACCAGGAUUUUUAGAGACGUUGUAACUGGCUCAACUUCGAUUGGUUCAAGUUCGACUCAGCUGAGUUCUGUUUAUAAAUGCGAACCAACAUGUUCAUAAUCCUUCCUCCAUGGUUCAUCCGUUCAUCACUACUGGCUGCUGACAGUGACAAUUGACAAUAAUUUGAAUUGUUUCUAAAAAAGGUAAAAAAAAUUCUACAAUAACAAACUGUUGAAACCGUAACUAAAAAAUAAAAGUAUAAACUUAUAGGAACAUUAUGUAAAUGAUUGUAUUUUUAUUAAAAAUACAUCAUCUUAAUGGCUGAAUUGGAAGAUGCAUCAGAAAUUGUUGUUUUAAAAUCUAGCAGCAAGAAAGAGAACUUUUUAUUUCACAACACUUUAGUAUGUCUUGUAAAAGCACUAGAAGGUACAUAUACAUUAGUAGAUUUACGAAAUGAAAGCUGUAUCGCAGGAAAAAUUGUUAAAGUUGACGGUUACAUGAAUAUAGAAAUGGAAGAAGCAGUCUUUAUAGAUGCGCGAGGAAAUAAACACUAUUUUUCACAAUUCUUUGUUCGUCACCGGAAUAUUAGAUAUGUUCACAUACCAAAAGAUUUCAAAUCGGUUGAACUUAUGCAAGAUCAACUAAAUGGAAUGAAUCGAUUUAAGAAAGCUAAGAAGGAGAAACGAACAUUUAAACAAGUCAGAGCUGAGCGUUAUCAAAAAGAAACUCUUCAAAAUCUUAACAAUUAA
Messenger RNA from Psylliodes chrysocephalus, 861 nucleotides. The record is from the annotation of a GenBank genome assembly. Lineage: Eukaryota; Metazoa; Arthropoda; Insecta; Coleoptera; Chrysomelidae.